UAAAUCACUGGGUUAAAUUUCUUUGACAAAUAGUAUAAAAUGCGUCGCGACCGUGAAGACGCCGCAGUGAACGCAACCAUUAUUUUUGUUAUUGUCGCCAAGUGACUGCGUGUUCUACGUGAGUGGUUUAUAGUACGUGCGACAAAGUGAACAAAACAAAUCGACGUAAGGACGGUUAUUCAUCGGGAUACGUACCAUCUCGGGUCACCUCAUGGACGGCACAAGUCUCAUCACUCGAUGUCACCGGUUAAUUUAGUAACGAAACGAAAUUCGACUAGUGUAAACUGGCAUUGUGUCGCGGCAUACGUUAAAAUGAGACGCAACCGUGCGGAAUCUACCGACUGAUCUGAACGCCGUCAAAAGAUAUAUCGACACGUAAUUCGAGUUUCGAGACUUCAGUGGAUGAUGAGCGGAGAAUGUUUACGCGUACGAAACGAAGCAAGGAACAGAUCGGAGUCGUUAAUAACAGGUGCGGUGAGUGAUAGUUCUCGUUCAAACGAUAUUUUAACCUGUUCGCGAGCAGAAGGAAUCGUAGAAUGAAAAUGAUUCUCUGUAUGAGAAUGUUGUGACAAUCGUUGUACCUGUGGCGGACCAUUUGAUAGCAAUAAUCGAACUUUGUGAGUACGAAACUCAGUUUCCCGGACUUUCGUAAAAAGUGAUCUUUCAUAUCAUUUUAUUGUACGGAUCUACGCCGCUGCUUCUAUGUUCGUGUCGACGACGGGCAGUUGGAGCUGUUUUCUUACUCGCAUGAAAACCCUGUGAUAGCCGAUGCCAGUAACGCCAUUACUUUGGAAUUAAAUCGAGUGCGAGGAGAAGGUGGAUCCAAAAAUCGUCUUGAUCGAGAAUGAUUGGUGACGUACGCCGAACGGGCCAGUAUUCAUGCCAGUAUGCCAAUCAGAUGCCAGUAGACAGCCAGUAUCUGUAUCUGUCGCCAUCAGUAGCCAAUUAAUAAGUUACUUACGAUUAGAUAGUUAAAUUUGUAGGCAAUACAUCACCGUUUUGGAUAAUCAUUGGCAGAGAACGUCGUUUAAUAGGCGUAACGGAUGUACACGUAUAUGCACAGCGUGUUGAAUACACAUUCACGUGCGGAUAUACAUGCUCGCGUGUAUAAUAUAACCGAGAAGCAAUAAGUAUCGAGUCGCGAGCAAUUAUCUUCACAUCGUCAAACCUACAUUUUUUUCUCCGACCACAAUUUUCUCCGCUCCGUUCGUCGGUUUCUUUUCUUUUUUUUUUAAUCAUCGGUGACCGCGUGUUCUCGGCGAGAGUAUAUUCGCAUAAAAAUUGGACAGAGUGCAAUCGGGUUGUGAUUAUCGAAGUGGACUGACCGAUCGAUUUCUCGGCUGUGAAGUGAAUUAAUACUCCAGGAAAACGAUUGAAACGGAGAAAGGAAGUGAACAGCGUACACACAGGCGAGCACGGUGGCUGGAAACGCUGACUUACAACGAGAGCGCCAACCUGCAAUCAAGGUUCAUGGUUUUCAUGGAUGAGAGCGAGCUCUCGAGCAAGCGGUGGGCCAGUGCGCCCCGCCGCCCGGACAGCCCCUGCGUCCUGGGGGCACCAACGUCUAGGGAGGCGGCGGGACCGCCGGUGCAGCUGGAACCAGUGGACCUGUCCGUGAAAACUCCCGUGGUGUUGCAGGUGCCUCGGUACAGUCCGGCGGCUAUAAUUACCGCCGCGGCUAGAAGAAUCCCUUCACCUUCGAUGACGCCUACACCGCCGCCGCUCUCCGUAUCUACCGUGUCGCCGCCUUUGCCGCCGCUGUGCGAGGCAGCGUGGGAGAGAAACCGGGAACGGGAACGAGACCGCGAGAGGGUGCGAGAGAGGAGCACGGAGAACGAGCAGCACAGGGAACGGCAGCAAGAAAGAGAAUCAGGGUUCAGGGAAAGGGACAGGGAGAGGGAGAGGGAGCCGCGGGAUCGAGAAAAGGAACGAGAUCGCGAUAGGGAGAGGCAGAGGGACAGGGAAAGGGACAGAGAGAGGGACGCGUCGGUCCGCAUGAUGGAACCGCUCGAUCCUGUCUUCGUUUCCCCAUCGGCGGCCCUGCUCGCGUUGCAGAGGAUAAAGGAAACGUCCCUGGUGUUUCACAAGCGUCCUGCGCUCGCGGCCGGGAUUGGGAUCGGAAGUAGAGGAAAUUCCGGUGUCGGGGGAAACGGCGCGAGCUUAGCAAUGGACAACGAGUGCGGCGACGCGUUGAAGAGACGUAAAGUUCACAGAUGCGACGUGGCGGGUUGCGACAAGGUGUACACGAAAAGCUCCCACUUAAAGGCUCACAAGAGAACCCACACCGGCGAGAAACCGUACCAGUGCACAUGGGAGGGUUGCACGUGGAAAUUCGCGCGUUCCGACGAAUUAACGCGGCAUUAUCGCAAGCACACGGGCCAGAAGCCGUUCAAGUGCCAUCUUUGUCAGCGAUCGUUUUCGCGGAGCGAUCACCUCUCGCUACACAUGAAAAGGCACUGAUAAAGAGGACCGACUGUCUAGCCCUGGCCAUUAAUCGCCGGGACUCGAGCGACAGAUAAAGAGGAGGAUGACCUCGAUGAAAUCGAGGAUCGAAUCCGUGAUCGUGGACGACGUCGAUGAUUCUUUUUUUUUUACAUUCGGGACCUGAAGAGCCUUAACGCGGCGUUUGGGAGUCGUUUUCAACCGAGGACCGAGCGCCGGAGGCGGAAACUAGGAAAAAAUUAAAGGAACAAACGAAUCGUUCAUUAGGUUUAUUAAUGGACUCUAAUGAAAGUAUCAUUGCGAUUAUCGAUGGACGAUCGUGCGAACCUGUAAGCAAUCGCGACACACUCGUUGAAAUUUCAUUAAUUCUAUGUAUUUUGUUGAGUCGCCUCUGUUUUUCUCGUGAUCUUAGUUGUGGAGAAGUAGCGUGUAAGGAUUGUUGAUAUUUAAAAUUUACGAUGAACAUUUUAUUUAUUCUAGAAGCGUUAUUUAAGAACACCGGGCGAAGCCUAGCUUCGCGACGGUGGAGAGAAGAGCCGGCGGAUGAAACGCCGCUGCGAUUGCUGCAGGUUCUCCGCGAACCAGCACGCGGUAACGCGUGCACUUCUGUUUUUAUUUCUAGCCAAUUUUUACUUGUUCGUAUUUCCAGUUUGUUUCUCUUUUUUUGUACGAUUAAAUAAGGCCAGCUCAACUAGUCUAGAGCAGCAUAUGUAUCGUCUAUUGCGAAGAAUAGAGCCAGUAAAGGGAAAUAUGAAGUAAUAUCGUUAAGGUAAUUAUACGCGGUUAAAUAUUAAGUAAAGAGAAUAUCGAACUCCGGUGACGGAGCUUGGGACUUAGCAUGCUCAGUUAAAUAAACUACAAACCGUGAUCGUUAAGCGUUACAUUUUUUAAUGCAUUAAAUAGCGAUUUAUCAGAUAAAUGUGCACAAAGAAUUUCGCGUUUAGGGACGGACAAUCAUCGAUGUUUUCAUUGUCUACGAAAGCAGGCAAGGGAAUUUCACGCUCUGAUAGCCAGUAUUACGUGUACAUUAAGCAAUACGAUCGAAUAUACUGUCGAUGUCAUCGCGAUGCUUUUUCGAGUCUUUUUUCUCUAAAGCAAAAUGAAUUCUUCAAUCUUACCGUUCUAAACGGUGUGCCGUUCGGUCUAUACGUAUUAUACACAGACAAGGUGCCAAAGUAGAAGGUGCAUACGUAUUGUGCAAACGACGAUACCCACUCAUACGUUACGCUCAAACAUAAGAAUAGAAGAAAAGAAGAGAAAAGAAAAAAGCAGAUUAUUUUUUAAACGCUUUUUCAUCUCGCUCGUCGCACGCGACGAAACAAAUUUCUGCACAUUUUAUUUUGGCAUCUGUUGCAAAACGAAACAGCUCAAGAAGUACACAUUCGAAGUCAAUAAUAACGAAAACCUAAAGCUGGUUGAGAAGCAAGAACGUGGAAUAUUCUAGGAAAAUCCUGAACGCACGUCUACGUUCCUCGUGGUUUAAAAAGAAGCUAUUGAGAAAGUGCGUAUAUUGAAAUACAUAUAAUUGGUACAUCGGUCAAUGGACUAUUUAAUUCGUGUGUAACUAAAUGCGUAGGCGAAACGAGUCUGAAAGUAACACGUUCAAUAGAAAAAAGAGAUUACGUAUAGUCGUGACAUAUCGAAAAAGAAGGCAUCGAUUCUGCGCGUCGAAAGUGGAACCAGGCUAUCCUCACGCGAUACGUUAUUUGAAUGAAGCUGCUUACGGGAAAGGGUGAGUGGACGCACUUUUAUACAUAGAUCGGUCCAACGGCUACAAUAUAAAAAUCGUGGCCACGCGGCGUUAUAGUUACGGUUUCAUUUCCUGCCAACAGCUUAACGAGUGAAAGUUUCGCGUGGCGUUAGUCAGACGUAUCGCACGAGAAUCGGAUAGCUAGCUUGUAAAUAAUUUAAAAACCUUGUGUAAACGACUUCUCCGUACGUACGGUACAUGUAUGUAUACCAUUCCCUCGUUUUCUUCGAACACGCGUCUCCUUUCUUUUCAUUUUUCCUUUCCCACCGCGGAAGUAACGCGGCUAAGGGUAGUUAAAAGACGGAAAAUUCUCUCGAACGCUAGUUGUAAACAAGAUGAUGGAACAAGAUGCCAGUAUAUAUUAGAGCCAGUUUAUACCAUUAAAAGAUGAAGAUAGAAGGAACCUCUAUGAGUAAGAUUAGCACGGAGAUCGAUGAAUUAAUAAUUGUUACACGUUGUAUUUUGAUAGGGAAUAGUGCCUUUUAACGUUAAGGAAGAGAACGCUGCGUUAGGCCUUAAGUAUACUGCUAGUGCCUUAAGUCACGCGAAUCUUCGUGCUUGUACACAUUUCAUAACGCGACCAUUUGAAUCCUCGUCCGGAGGACCAGUGAGAUAUAUCAACCGUUGCUUUAUUCGACCAAUACUCGUGGAAAUCGAGUAAAGAGAUUCCGACUACGUUCAUCUUAACGUUGUAUCAUGCCAUUUCAUGAGAAUGAAAUUUAACCGAUGUUAUUUUACUUCCUGUUCACCGACAUAAUUCUAAAGAGGAUCAAGCUUGUCAUAUUUAUUAAAAAAAUUCGCUUUCACUGAUACUUUGCGAUUCCGAAUAUAUUCUGAACGCAGCUUAUUAGAAAAGACAAAUUACUCAUUGAUGCGCUUUUACACACAAUACAUUUUUUAUCAGACAUAUAAAACGAGUUCAGUUCGUUCGAGAUCGGCCGCAAUUUCUCAUUUCUCGAUGAAGUAAGCAUCUGUUCCAUUUGUGAGCACCGACGACUGAUAUCGAGCAAAGACCAAUCGCGGCUGCUUCCUGGUCGAGCGUAUGAAUAAAUUUCGUACGAUCGUCACUGCGAAAUUCAAUCCGAAAAUGUACGAGGUGCCACCCAGCAUGCCACGCUCCACGAUCUUGAUGACUGAUACCGUUGUACCUUUCCUGUAGUGAAUUUCUUCACCGGAGCAGCCGUCAGUAAUCUGAGCGUAGCGCGGGCGAUGAGAAAUGCAUACUGACGUCAUGCCGACACCCUCUUUGAUCAUUAUCAUUUUUUUCCACCGUCAGCUCGUGCCGGGUCGUACGCUCCUCGACGAUGCAUCCCGGCCGGCGUUGUACCUCCACCUCGGGACGAUUCAUUUCGGCUAAUUGUCGACGGAACGAUAAAACGAUAUCGCUUUCGGUUAACUCUUGACCGGACACGUACCCUCGCACACUGCGAAACGCCUCCUCGUUCUUCAUCAUUGGAAUUUUCGAGCGAACUAGCGUACUGCCCCCCCUCUCUUCGGAUCUCCAUUAGUCGAGAUUGAUAACGAUGAACUGCCAUCCUCGAUUCAGAAGGAAGUCUUUCUUCGUACAAUGUACAUUCCACUUUCAUUGAUAGUCUUCGUAAAUAAGUGUUAUUAAAUUAUUUUAUUCAAUUUUCGUGGGAUACCCGUCUAAGUCACGAUAUACAGAAUAGAGGGUUUUUUUUUUUUUU
Ceratina calcarata is the source of this 5880-nucleotide messenger RNA. Its product is annotated as zinc finger and SCAN domain-containing protein 26. Gene Ontology annotation, biological process: regulation of transcription by RNA polymerase II. Gene Ontology annotation, molecular function: DNA-binding transcription factor activity, RNA polymerase II-specific; RNA polymerase II cis-regulatory region sequence-specific DNA binding. The transcript has 7 exons. NCBI's taxonomy places the organism in Eukaryota, Metazoa, Arthropoda, Insecta, Hymenoptera, Apidae. The coding region runs from base 1471 to 2460 and encodes 329 amino acids. The record is from RefSeq and is a predicted model, not a curated record.